AUGUCGUGGCUGUUCGGCCUGAACAAGGGGCAGCCUGAAGUGCCCCCCGGUCUCCCGGUUCCCCCUGCACCGCCUGCCCCGCCGGCUGGAGGCUCCGGCGGCGGCGGAGAUAAACCCAAGGACAAAUGGAGCAACUUCGAUCCCACCGGGCUGGAGAGGGCUGCUCAGGCGGCCAAGGACCUCGACAACUCCCGACAUGCCAAAGAAGCUCUGGACUUGUCUCGAAUGCAGGAGCAGAGCACUCAGAUGGAGCAUCAGAGCAAAAUAAAGGAGUACGAAGCAGCAGUUGAGCAGAUCAAAGGAGACCAAAUACGAGUUCAAGCGGAGGAGAGGAGGAAAACUCUUAAUGAGGAGACCAAGCAGCAUCAAGCGAGAGCUCAUUUUCAAGAUAAGCUGGCCAGACAGCGAUAUGAGGACCAACUAAGGCAACAGCAAACACUGAAUGAUGAGAACCUCCGCAAACAAGAGGAGUCUGUGCAGAAGCAGGAGGCCAUGAGGAAAUCGACAAUAGAGCACGAGAUGGGGCUGAGGCACAAGAACGAGCUCCUGCGUAUACAGGCCGAGACCAAAGCACGAGCCCAGGUGGAGCGAGAGAACGCCGACAUCAUCCGCGAGCAAAUCCGUCUGAAGGCUGCAGAACACAGGCAGACGGUCCUGGAGUCCAUAAAGACUGCAGGUGCUGUGUUUGGAGAAGGGUUCAGGGCCUUUGUGUCGGACUGGGACAAAGUUACAGCCACGGUGGCAGGGCUGACCCUUUUAGCUGUGGGAGUUUAUUCAGCCCGAAGCGCAACCGGGGUGGCAGGACGUUACAUCGAGGCCAGGCUCGGGAAGCCGUCGCUGGUGCGGGAAACGUCCCGAUUCACCGUGGCAGAGGUUAUCAAGCAUCCGGUCAAGAUGGCCAAGCGUCUGAAGAGCAAACCUCAGGACGCUCUUGAGGGAGUUGUGCUCAGUCCUUCCCUGGAGGAGCGUGUACGUGAUAUUGCCAUAGCAACAAGAAACACAAGGCAGAACAACGGCCUGUACAGGAACAUCCUGAUGUACGGCCCGCCAGGCACGGGCAAAACUCUCUUUGCUAAGAAGCUGGCAAUGCAUUCUGGGAUGGACUACGCAAUCAUGACUGGUGGUGACGUGGCACCCAUGGGCCGUGACGGUGUGACAGCCAUCCACAAAGUGUUUGACUGGGCUGGCACAAGUCGACGCGGACUUCUGCUUUUUGUUGAUGAAGCUGAUGCAUUCCUUCGUAAGAGAUCCACUGAAAAGAUCAGUGAAGACCUCAGAGCCACUUUGAAUGCAUUCUUGUAUCGCACUGGAGAGCAGAGCAACAAGUUCAUGCUGGUGUUGGCAAGUAACCAACCAGAGCAGUUUGACUGGGCCAUAAACGACCGUAUCGAUGAAAUGGUGAACUUUGCUCUUCCGGGUCCUGAUGAGAGGGAGAGGCUGGUCCGGCUGUACUUUGACAAAUAUGUGCUGGAGCCCGCCACUGGAGGGAGGCAGAGGAUGAAGCUGGCACAGUUUGAUUAUGGUCAAAAGUGCUCCGACAUAGCGAAGCGUAUAGAGGGCAUGUCAGGAAGAGAGAUCUCUAAGCUGGGUGUGGCCUGGCAGGCGGCAGCAUAUUCCUCUCAAGAUGGCGUCCUGACAGAGGCUAUGAUUGACGCUCGAGUCGACGAAGCUUUCAAGCAGCACCUUCAGAAGAUGGACUGGCUUCAUGGAGACGAAGAGGCUCAGACCAGGACCCUUACCCGUCCCCUAGCUGGAGUGAAGGCCGGCGUAGACCAAAUGGGCUUCACUUUGCCCCUCAGCGAGGCCCCAGAGGCUCAUGAGGUGAUCGCUCCAGUUCUUGAGUCAAGUACAAAACUAGAAGGUGAAAGUUUAGCACCUCUUUCAGACAUCGACCAACCAGCAGAAGGAAAAAGUGCCCCCCCAGCUGGACAGGACUGUGACGAUGCUGUCAAAGCUGCGACAGAAGCAGAGAGUUUAGCCCCCACUGACAGUGAAGGCAAAGUGACAGAAAAGGAAGACAAAGCUGCAUCUCCUCCUCCAAAGGAUGGAACUCCAGUUUAAGUCUUAGAUUUGUUCAAUGGGCGGCCUGGAUUAGAAAGAUUAGUGUCCGGCCUCUUUAACUAGUGUGUCAGUUUGUCUUAAAGUAUGUUGGACUGUCUGUGACAGAAGAUGAGUUCAGCAGGUAGGAGCAAAUAAUCAACUAACUUGACAAAAAAAACAAAUGAUGCCUGACACCUAAUAUAUAUGAUAUACAUUGUAAAAGUGUACUUUACAUGGAAACCAGACUGUGUGUCUGCAAUAACAGUAUAUAAGUGUUAUGCACUGUGGAGAGUCUGUUGAAAUGAUUAAAUGCAUCUGUGUUUUUAUAAACAAAUGAUCUCAUGUUUUCGGGGUGCAGUUGCUGGUGAUGUUACACAACCUGUAUAGCAGAGGUCAAGAGAGUCUUUCAGUAAGGGGCAUGACAUCUUUGGAUUUAGUUGUACAUAACCCUUGUAAAAUGCUUAUGUACAAUUUAGAAACAUCAUACCUUGCAAUUAAAUUAUCAAGCAUUAUUAAGGGUUUUCAAAGACUGUAUAGCAACACAAUGAAUCACGUCAGAGAGGAGGUGGUGAGAUUGGAUGAGGCAGUGAUCCCGUCCUAUAGGAACCCACAAGGGAUUUCAUAACUCAUACAAACUAAUGGGGGCUUCAGGAAGCUUUUUCUACUGAGCAGAGUCAAGGGUGUGAAGCUGUCCUUGGUUUGAAAAGGCCCCAUGAUACAACUUCCUGUCAGACAUUAUAGGAUGACUUGAUGUUAUAUGAAGUACAGGUUCACUUAAAUAUCCAAACAAUCUGGUCAUUCCUAUUAUGAAAGUAAUAUUUUGAUGAUGGUGAACUUGAUUUUAAAAAUAGUUUUUCCUGUAUGCUCACAACACUGCAACAAGGUCCCCUCAACAGCUUCAUUGUGAGUCCGACAACAUUAAAGGAAGGCUACCUUAUGCAAGCUAUCCAA
Molecule: messenger RNA, 2991 nt
Organism: Trematomus bernacchii (emerald rockcod)
Lineage: Eukaryota; Metazoa; Chordata; Actinopteri; Perciformes; Nototheniidae
Gene: atad3
Product: ATPase family AAA domain containing 3
Exons: 16
Coding region: 1-2061 (686 amino acids)
Biological process (GO): mitochondrion organization
Cellular component (GO): mitochondrion
Molecular function (GO): ATP binding; ATP hydrolysis activity; zinc ion binding
Source: RefSeq, a predicted model, not a curated record